CCUAGCGCAGUGUAGAGCUGAGGGAAAGAGAGAGAAGAGGAGGAGGAGGGAGGGAAGAAGACGAACGGGAAUCCGAGGCGUGAUGGCGGCCGCCGCUGCUGGUGCUUCUAUGGGGCCGUCUUCCUCCAUGGAGCUGAAGGCCUCAGGGACCAGCCUUGGCUGAGCGGGACCGAAGAAGAGAGGCCCUGCCAGGCUGCGGCCUUAAGCUGCCUUUGAGGGAGAGAGAGAGAGGGACUCUCCUGGGAAGCGAGGCUGAGGGAGACCGGGGCCGAGAGAGAGAGAGAGAGGAGGGCUAAAGGGAGGCCUUUAGGGCAGAGUUGCUGCCAGGGAGCCUGGAAGUCUUGUGAGAGUUGUGUCUUGAUUGAGGCGCUGCUGGGAUCGUAUUCCUUUUACAAAACGAAAGGCAGGAUGAGGAGAGGCUUCCUUGGGUUUUAAGGAGAGCUUGGGUUUGAACACAUAUAGAUAUCUAUAGAUAGAUAGAGAUAUAGAUAGGCUCCAGGAGUUCAUCUGAGAUCUAUUUGUCUAUCUAUAGAUAGAUCCUAUUAUUAUCUUUCAAUCAAAGACCCGAGAGGGAGAGUCUUCAUUGGGCUUUAAGGAGAAGUUGGGUCUGGGCAGAUAUAUAUUGACUACAGGAGUUCAUUAUACAUCUAGAUAGAGAGAUACAUAGCGGUUGGGUCUGUGGACCACAGGGGUUCGUCUUAGAUAUAUUUGGGGUUGUGUUUGUUGGGGAAGGGAGUCAUGCUGGACUUUCAGGUCAGGUUUAGCUGACACUUCAAAGGUGCGCAAAGUGAAGGACCGCCCUUGGAAGGCCCUUGGAGGGGUUUGAGUGGCAGGUGUGGAAGCAAUGACUGGUGCUAGAGACUGAGAGUUGGGAUUACUUUAAUGUGGAAGUCCGGAUUCAUUUCAAGCUGUUGGUAGCAUGAGCUGCGGCUUCUCUGUUUAGCUCCGGCCAAGACGUUUCCUCCGGCGUCGCUCCCGGAUCCAUCCCCGCUCGCUGUCUUCCUUUGGCCUGGUUUCCCCUCAAGCGUCUCUGAUGCCAGAACAAGGCCCCAGAAUGAACGGUUUCUCUCUGGGGGAGCUGUGUUGGCUCUUCUGCUGCCCGCCCUGCCCCAGCCGCAUCGCUGCCAAGCUGGCUUUCCUGCCCCCGGAGCCCACUUACACGGUGAUGCAGCCGGAACAGCAGGAAGGAGGGGCGGCCGUGGGGACGCCAACCGGAAGCUGCAGCCUGCACUUGACUGAGCGCGCAGACUGGCAGUACUCCCAGAGGGAGCUGGACGCUGUGGAGGUCUUCUUCUCGCGCACGGCCCGCGAUAACCGGCUGGGAUGCAUGUUCGUGCGCUGCGCUCCUUCCAGCCGGUAUACACUGCUCUUCUCCCACGGCAAUGCUGUCGACCUGGGCCAGAUGUGCAGCUUCUACAUCGGCUUAGGCUCCCGCAUCAACUGCAACGUCUUCUCCUACGAUUACUCCGGUUACGGAGUGAGCACUGGCAAACCAUCGGAAAAAAACCUUUACGCGGACAUCGACGCGGCUUGGCAGGCCCUCAGAACAAGGUAUGGUGUCAGUCCUGAAAACAUCAUUCUGUAUGGACAAAGUAUCGGAACUGUUCCCACUGUAGACUUGGCAUCUCGGUAUGAGUGUGCAGCUGUAAUCCUUCAUUCACCCUUGAUGUCUGGGUUGCGGGUAGCUUUCCCGGACACUAGGAAAACAUACUGCUUUGAUGCUUUCCCAAGCAUUGACAAGAUUUCUAAGGUUACCUCUCCUGUCUUGGUGAUUCAUGGUACCGAAGAUGAAGUAAUAGAUUUCUCACAUGGUUUGGCAAUGUAUGAGCGAUGUCCCCGAGCGGUGGAGCCCCUCUGGGUGGAAGGGGCUGGUCACAACGACAUAGAGCUUUAUGCACAGUAUCUAGAACGACUAAAACAGUUCAUAUCUCAUGAACUCCCUAACUCCUGAAGAAAACCUACUUGAUCUCUUUUUUCUUUUUUCUUUUUUUACCUCAGUUAACUGUGAAUGGAAGAAUUUACCUGUUUUUGCACACGCAUUAACUGGAUUAGCUGUAAUAGCUUUAUAACUAUGAAGAAAUGCCCUGACAUUUGGGUGGAUCCAAGCAAAUCUUGACUGUCUUUUUUAUAUCAGGAAACUAUUGUAAUAGUCACUACUGUAAUCCCCCAAUUUUGUUUUGUUUUGUUUUGUUUUUUACCUUCAUUAACACUAGAAAGAGAUGGAGUUGUGGAACAAAAACUAGCUUUGAACAUGAGGAUAUUACUAGUCCAAUAUAAUAUUUCCAACCUUUUUCCUUUCCUGCCCAUGAUUUGUCUCCUUUUUGAAAACUCUUCCCACAAUUUGGAAUGCAAGCAAGUCUGCACCUCAGCUUCCUAUUUGAUUUAUGGAUUUGGUCUAAGAGCAUCAUGUUACUCUCCAUGUACCAUUUUUAGCUGUGCUAUUGUAACUGGAACGUUUUUGUGGUGAUUUCUUAUUGUGGUUUGGGGGAUUUCUUUUCUCUCCCCUCCUUCUUUUUUGAGGCAAUGUUGCCUUCCUCAGUAAAUUAAUUAAUAAAUCCCAAGUACAUUCAUCAUUUAUAAAUGGAGCUAAUUCUGGAAGAUUUCAUCAAUUUUCUGCAUAUUUAGAAAAUGAAAUAUUGUUAAAGGUAUAAUGACUACAUGGCUAACCCUUUUCAUUCUUUUUACUUAAAAUAUGUACAUUUACUAAGCCCCAGUAUUCAGAUGAUGUCUGCAGUCUGAAUAAGAGCUAACUUUUGCAUUUCUUUGUGUAAAGCAUUCCUUAUAAGAGGUUUUUAAAGAAAAUUGUACAUAAGUGAAUUUACAUUAUGCAUAAUUCCUGAACAGUAGUUUUAAAUUUAAGUCUAGUUAACAAAUUCUGGUUUGUAUAUGGAUAUGUUUUGUUAUAAGUUUUUAUCCCUGCAUUAUUUUGCUAUUAAAAUUUUUAUAAGAUUUCCAAGACAACUAAAAAAAAUUUACACAUUUACUUUUGAUGAAUUUAUGUAAGAUACUUUCAUUAAAACUGAUCUUUUUUUGUUUAGGGAAAUUUUUUCAUUCUCAGACACUGGAAUCGCACUGAAUAUGCAAGACACUUAAAAUCAUAACACUAUGAGGCCUGUGGGGUUUCCCCCCCACAUGGAACGGCCUUAAAUGUACUGUAAGCCUCUGAUUGUUGUAAAAAUGGAUUGCGAUUGAUUAUGGUUUGUGUACUUGUUGCCAGAAUGCAACAACAGUGGUUGUAAUGGAAUAAAGGAUGCAUGGAGUAAAGAA
Messenger RNA from Sceloporus undulatus (fence lizard), 3267 nucleotides. It is a transcript of the gene ABHD17C, whose product is annotated as abhydrolase domain containing 17C, depalmitoylase. Gene Ontology annotation, cellular component: plasma membrane; endosome membrane. Gene Ontology annotation, biological process: protein depalmitoylation. The transcript is spliced from 3 exons. Gene Ontology annotation, molecular function: palmitoyl-(protein) hydrolase activity. The record is from RefSeq and is a predicted model, not a curated record. NCBI's taxonomy places the organism in Eukaryota, Metazoa, Chordata, Lepidosauria, Squamata, Phrynosomatidae. The coding region runs from base 1034 to 1951 and encodes 305 amino acids.